UAGCAUUUACAUGAUUGGAACAGCGAUGGAAUACUAAAUUUAAAAUUUGGCCAACCACAAAGCUGAAAAACAAAACAACCCAAAAUUAUCUGUUGAUAGCAUUUAUUUUUACCAUUAACAAAUUAAGAAAGAAGUGUGCCAGUGGUGGAUUUGGGAAUCAUAAUGACUUCCAUUCGUGAGAUAGAUACUGGUUCAGGUGGAGAGAAUUGGGCUUCUUCCCCCUGGGGUGAAGCUUCUCAGGAACAAAGGUCAGAGAAUCCCUGAAAGAUUCCAUUUCAACAACUGAGAAUCUCAAAUGCUUUGAAGGGGCAGGGUCAACUCUCUGAAAAAAGCAAAGGGUUUGUUGAGUGUUCCCCACUGAAAAGGGGGGUUUGGGCAGAGAAAGACCAGAGGCUUCUUUCAAGAUACUUCAGGAGAGACAUAGGUCUCCUCUUUUCACCCUAAACUUAGGUCAAGAAAUACCUGUGGAAUUCCCUUAUGUGAGAAAAAGGUGUAGAACUUACUUUCAGUGUAAUAUUGCUUGAUGAAACAGCUGGACACCUGAACAACAACAAAAGUCUUGAGUUCUGAAUGCAACACACACAAUCCUAGAGCAUGGGUUUUUUUUUUUUGACAAUGUAGUAGAUGAAUUAAAGGAUGCGCCAUCUAGUGGCCCUGAAGAUGAAACACAGCAAAUAGAAAUUUUAAAUCCAGGAAUUCUAGCAAAACUACCUAAAAUCUUUAUGGGGAAAAGUUAUUUAUUAAAGAAAAAAAGAAGAACUAAACAAAUGGAAAGUCAUGUUACCUCAUGAUUGAGAAAACUUACCAUAAUUUCUCAAUCUUGCCAAAUUAAUUUGAAAAAGCAGUACAACUUGAACUGAAGUCACAACAUAUUUUUCUCAUAGCUCCCCUCCCCUCCUUAAUAACACCAUUCAUUGUUGAUCAGUGAUGCAAUGUUAAUAUUCAGUAAGCCCAAAACAAAACAGUAACUUUAUUUUACCAACAAAUUAUGAAGGAACUUUUUUUUUAAGAUAAUGGAAGAUAUAGCUAAUUCUAAAAUUUGCAUGAUGGAGUAAAGAGCAAGAAGAGCCAAAAUAGUUUUGAGAAAAAGUAUUAGGAGAUAUCAAGUAUAAUCAGAUAUCAAGAUUUCUUACAAAGCUCUAGCAAUCUAAGCUGUAUAUUACUAUCAACAGACAAAAAUAGACCAGUAGACCAAAAUCAUGAGCCUAGAAACAGUCCUACCUACAGAUACAAGCACUGUUGUAUGAUAGAAGUAGCUUUAAAAGUCAAUGGUGGAAGGAUGGACAUUUUAAAAAUGACUGUUGAUUUGCAAAUGAUAAAGUCAGAUUCUUUAACUCACACAAUACACAGAAAUAUGUUCUAGAUGGUUUGAAAACAAUUCUGAAGAGGAAAAGUGAAACAAUUAAAUGCAUUCACCAUAGGUGGGUAAAGAAUUCUUAAAGACAAAAGCACAAACCUACAAGGAAAAUGUUGAUAUAAUUUCCACACUAUUAAGAUAUUUUGUGAUAAAAGGUACUAUUAACAGUGAAAUGUCAAAUUGGAAGCAUGUUUUUAUAUUGAAAUAACUUCCAAAAGAAUGCUUUGGAAAUACUUUUUAAAAAAAUGAAAAGUAAUAAAUGAGCAAAAGGACUCAUACUUUCCUGGUAGGUGUAGAAGUUGACACAGACUCUUUGGAAGUACAUUGACAGUGCCUAGUAAAGCUGAAAGGUGUGUAUCUCAUGAUCCAGAAAUUUCAAGACAAGACCCUAGAAAACGUACAAGUACACAAGGAAUUAUGCACAAAACUGGUGUUUUAGAGCCCUCUUGAGCAUUUAAAGGGUGUAAACAGCUUAUCAGGAAUGGUUCCACAGAGGAUGAAGGUCCACCCAGAAGCAAAGGUGAAUUGACCAGAUCCACAUGAUCAACAUGGACUCAACUGUUCAUUUUAUUACAGAACUGGAGCAUGUCGUCAUGGAGAUAAAUGUUCGCGGUUGCACAAUAAACCAACCUUCAGCCAGACCAUUGCCCUCUUGAACAUUUACCAUAACCCUCAAAACUCUGCCCAGUCUGCUGAUGGUUUGCGCUGUGCUAUGAGUGACUGGGAGGUGCAGGAGCACUAUGAUGAAUUCUUUGAGGAAGUCUUCACUGAGAUGGAAGAAAAGUAUGGACAGGUUGAAGAGAUGAACGUCUGUGACAACCUAGGAGACCACUUGGUAGGGAAUGUGUAUGUCAAGUUUCGUUAUGAGGAGGAUGCAGAGAAAGCUGUGAUGGACUUGAAUAACCGCUGGUUUAAUGGGCAGCCAAUCCGUUCAGAGCUGUCCCCAGUUACUGACUUCACGGAAGCUUGCUGCCACCAGUAUGAGAUGGGCAAGUGCCUAAGAGGGUCCUUCUGCAACUUCAUGCAUCUGAAGCCAAUCUCAAGAGAGCUCAAACAGAAGCUGUCUAGGCUCCAUCGCAAGAGGCAUAGAUCCAGGUCCCGAUCCCGGGAAAGGCAUUCUCCAUCCAGAGACAUAAGGCAUGGUGGCAGCAGAGGAGGUGGAGGACGAGAGCAUUACAGGAGGCAGUCUAGAUACCUCAAGAGAUACGGGAGAUUCUGAGCCCAGUUGUUUAUACCUGUGUAUCUGCUAGACAGUGUUGUAGUUGAUUGACAAGCCAGUUCAUAUUGGAACUUUUUUUUUUUAACAACCAAAAAAGAUGAGUUUCUGAAUAAAAUUUGUAGUGAUAAAAUAAGAAAAAACACCUUAUUAAAUACAGGGUUCAGGGUCUUCCUGUGAA
Peromyscus eremicus (cactus mouse) is the source of this 2754-nucleotide messenger RNA. Its product is annotated as splicing factor U2AF 35 kDa subunit-like. Gene Ontology annotation, biological process: mRNA splicing, via spliceosome. Gene Ontology annotation, cellular component: spliceosomal complex; U2AF complex. Lineage: Eukaryota; Metazoa; Chordata; Mammalia; Rodentia; Cricetidae. The record is from RefSeq and is a predicted model, not a curated record. Bases 2070 to 2576 code for a protein of 168 amino acids. Gene Ontology annotation, molecular function: metal ion binding; pre-mRNA 3'-splice site binding. The transcript has 2 exons.